Fusarium coffeatum is the source of this 2061-nucleotide messenger RNA. RefSeq lists its product as uncharacterized. Gene Ontology annotation, cellular component: mitochondrion; cytoplasm; cytosol. The transcript has a single exon. The record is from RefSeq and is a predicted model, not a curated record. Gene Ontology annotation, molecular function: tetrahydrofolylpolyglutamate synthase activity; dihydrofolate synthase activity; ATP binding. Lineage: Eukaryota; Fungi; Ascomycota; Sordariomycetes; Hypocreales; Nectriaceae. Bases 1 to 2061 code for a protein of 686 amino acids. Gene Ontology annotation, biological process: folic acid-containing compound biosynthetic process.
AUGUCUUCCAGUCAGGAAAUCAAGUUCGCUCUUAACCGCAUCAACCGUGUCUUGAAAGGAAAGAGAACAGAAGGCUACAGAGAUAUUCGACUGGGUCUGGAUCGCAUCCAACGUGUUGUUCCCAAGAUUCAAGAUUGGAAGGGAAUCCAUGUUGCUGGAACGAAUGGCAAAGGCUCAAUAUGCACCUUUCUCGCGGGCAUGUUCAAAGGUGCUGGUAUCGGUUACGGAAGCUUCACAUCACCUGCUUUUCCAGAGAAGCAUAAUGGAGUCACCAUAAACGGCCUUUAUGUAAAUCCACGCAUGUACGAGAUGGAAAUGCAGCAUGUUCAGGAGAAAUGGGACCGAGUUGCCACUGGUUGGGCAAAACAGCAUGGUGAUGAUCCAAAAGGCCUGUCUCCAUUCGAAGCCGAGACGGCAACAGCAUUCCGGGUUUUCAACAAGAUGCACGUUCCUUAUGGUAUUGUCGAGGUUGGUAUGGGCGGUGCCACUGAUGCGACCAAUGUCAUGAAGCACAAGGCUGUUACUGUCAUUUCCAAGAUCGGUCUUGAUCACCAAGAAUACCUCGGCAACACCAUCGAAAACAUCGCCAAAGUCAAAGCUGGAAUCAUGAAAAAGGGUGUCCCCUGUAUCGUUGACCACACUAACCUCCCUUCUGUCAUACAUGUUCUCCGAGAGCACGCCCGAUCAAUAGGCACAGAUAUUAUUCUCACAUGGAAAGGCGAACCUUUACUCAUGUCCCUCGACAAUUCAAAAUGGCAGCUUGAGAGUUACCAAGUACAGAAUCUUUUGUGUGCAGCCAUGGCCUUUCGUCAGCUGUUUCCGUUACAGCAAGUCAAUUUUGACAAGCUUUUGGCAACGGGUCCCUUCCUACCUGGUCGAUUAGAAACAGUUCGUGUAAAUCCGCCUGCUUCUGGAGUCGAAGCUCGAGAUAUCUUGGUUGAUGGUGCUCACAACAUGCUGGGCAUUGAAACAUUGGCCGACCAUGUCAACAAGCGUUUACGGACUCCGGAGCAGCCAGUGACUUGGGUUAUGGGCGUGUCAGCCAGCAAGGAUAAGCCUCUGCUAGCCAUCAUCGAAAAGCUCGUCCAGCCCCACGAUAAUUUUGCUAUGGUCGAGUUUACUCAAGGCCCCAACGAUCCUCAACCAGCACCCGCAAACUACGGUACUGAGCACGCCAGAACCUUUCUUCAAAACCCCGAACAAGUCUACGACGGAGAGCCUGAUAUUUCGAGCGCGCUGCCUUGGGCAUGUGACAAGGCCAAUGGCGGGCCUGUCGUUGUGACAGGAAGUCUGUAUCUGAUUCGACAACUAUUGUCGCUGAAGGGUAUUCGCCGAACAAGGGAGCUAGGUACUAGAAGACCUGGACGUUCUCAAUUAUAUCGAUAUACUAAGCUCGCCAGGGAGGGAAAGCUCACAAAGGCUGAGCAACGUGAGUUCAAAGAAGCAAGACGACACUUUGAACUAUCGCCCCAUCGAAGCCGGAUCUUCAGCGACAAACGCGAGCGAGGAUAUCUCCGACCCAGAGCGCAACCAGUUUCCAAAAGAACGAGAUCACUCCAGAGAGAGGUUGCGUUCCAUGCAAACCAGCGACGAAGUUAUGAACAAACCAUCAAGGCUCUAACGAAAGAUUUGAGAGACCUAGAUCGGAGGAAGAAGAACCCUAAUCCCCAAGGCCCAGUUGCGAAACUAGUAGCUCGUAUCGACGAUUUGAAGACUCAGGUUGCCCAGCACAAAAAGAGACACAGCGAAACCAUGGCCCAAUUAAGAGGGUACGAAGCUAUCCCGCACAUGAAAUACAAGACCCAUACCCAAAUCUUCGGGUACCCCAAAAAGCCCAAAGCACCAACCCAGUCCCCCUUCAAGGUCGAUGAGGAGACUGCCAAGUCCUCUAAGAAGAAGGGAAAGCCCGUUAUGACGUGGAAAGAUAGAAGAGAGAGUUUCACUGAGGAGGUUGCGGCGGCUGAGAGAGAGCGAGCAAUGGCGACCCGAGAAGCUGCAAGGACGAGAGCGGCAAAGGACAGUGCCGACCCCCAGAUGGCUGGCGGCAGGAGAGUUUCGUGA